Molecule: messenger RNA, 306 nt
Organism: Alternaria arborescens
Lineage: Eukaryota; Fungi; Ascomycota; Dothideomycetes; Pleosporales; Pleosporaceae
Exons: 1
Coding region: 1-306 (101 amino acids)
Source: RefSeq, a predicted model, not a curated record
AUGAACCCCUCGUUGGAGAACCACUCUCUCGCGCAACGCGACGCGAUAGGCGACCAAAACGACCAGGGCGCACACAUACCCGCUGUGGACCCGCUGUUCUCCACCAUCGAUCCGAGGUUGCUCGCCAUUGAUCCCAUGAGGUCGUCGUCGGCCGCCGUCGAUCCGGCGUUGGCUUCCAGGCCACAGCAAGAAGUAGGAUCUUUGCGGCUGUAUGUGCAGACAUCCGAGGGGCUGCAAGGUUCAGGCCCGCCCUGCGAUCAGCAGCAGGGUCUUUUACGCGUCGUUCAGCUCAAACGACGCGUCUAA